Messenger RNA from Nothoprocta perdicaria, 2071 nucleotides. It is a transcript of the gene MARCHF2, whose product is annotated as membrane associated ring-CH-type finger 2. Bases 14 to 754 code for a protein of 246 amino acids. Gene Ontology annotation, biological process: protein ubiquitination. The transcript is spliced from 4 exons. The record is from RefSeq and is a predicted model, not a curated record. Gene Ontology annotation, molecular function: ubiquitin-protein transferase activity; zinc ion binding. NCBI's taxonomy places the organism in Eukaryota, Metazoa, Chordata, Aves, Tinamiformes, Tinamidae.
CUGCGGAGCUGCCAUGACGACGGGCGACUGCUGCCACCUCCCCGGCUCCCUGUGCGACUGCCCGGGCAGCGCCGCCCUCUCCAAGUCGGUGGACGACUCGGACAUCGGGCGCCCGCAGUACGUCACGCAGGUCACCGCCAAGGAUGGCCGCCUCCUCUCCACGGUCAUCAAGGCCCUGGGCGCGCAGAGCGAUGGUCCCAUCUGCCGAAUCUGUCACGAAGGUGGAAACGGGGAGGGUCUCCUCUCCCCAUGUGACUGCACGGGAACCCUGGGCACUGUGCACAAGAGCUGCCUGGAAAAAUGGUUAUCCUCCUCCAACACAAGUUACUGUGAGCUCUGCCACACAGAAUUUGUUGUAGAGAGAAGACCAAGGCCUUUGACAGAGUGGCUCAAGGACCCAGGUCCCCGCAAUGAGAAGAGGACCYUGUUCUGUGACAUGGUGUGUUUCCUCUUCAUCACUCCCCUGGCCGCCAUCUCGGGCUGGCUGUGUCUGCGGGGAGCCCAGGAUCACCUGCAGUUCAACAGCCGCCUGGAAGCCAUUGGACUCAUAGCACUAACUAUAGCACUUUUUACAAUCUACGUCCUUUGGACACUGGUUUCGUUCCGCUACCAUUGCCAGCUGUACUCAGAGUGGCGAAGGACCAACCAGAAAGUCCGCCUGAUGAUCCCGGCCGCGCGGAGCCCUCACCCCGUGCCCCACUCCUUACUCUCCGCCAAGCUCAUGAAGAAGAGCGCGGAUGAAACCACCGUCUGAGCCAGCCCUCGGCCACAGCCUGCUGCGCCGCGAGGCCGCGGCCAGAGCUGCCACAGCCCUUUGGGACCGGCAACGGAAAAGAGGUCGAGGUCUCUGUGCGGGUGCCAGAGACACGGGGAAACAAUCCUCCCACCCAGGGGGGCCUGUAGUCUGCAUGUGCUUGAUGCCCGGGCAAACAGACAGAUGAGAGAAAUCUGUCGCGUGGAAUGGCCUGAGAGAGCCAGACGGCAAAUGUGCCUGGGUGCAGGGACACUUUGCUAUAACUAAAUACCAUAUGUGGAAAAUCUCUCCCUCUAUAUAUGUAUAUCUAUAUAUAAUAUUAUUUUUUAAUGGCCAUGCAUAUUGUGUUUCAGUCCUUUUGCGUUGAUGUUCUAAGCUUCAGUAUAGAAGCUGGCAGCCUGAUCUCAUUCAGAGGUUAAAUCUAUGCCUUUUUCUCCACGUGAGUGUUUAAAGAACAUUUUUCAUUGACUGUUCUUGAAAGCCCCCUUCUCCUUUGCACUAAAUGGGUUUUGAUAAUAUUGCAGCAGCCUUUUCCGUUGCUCUUUGGUCUCUCUUGUGGUGUUUCUGUCCUUUCUAGGAAGUUGCGUGUUUUUAAUAAUUAUUAUAAUCCCAGAAGGAGUAAAAUGACAUAAUACUGAAUGGAGACAUUUUGUAUUGUAAAAUACUGUAAUUUUGAGAAUUCCAAAAGAAGUCUCGAAUGAGAAAACCUUUUCCUGUGCAGAUGUGAUCUCACAAACCACUUUCUUCCCAGAUCCCGUUCAUCCCCAGGACGCAGACGCGCUCGGCUCCUGUACGAAUGUCCCCCUAGCAAAGGGGGACGAGGACGCGGGGGUGGGAAGCGGUGGCUCCUACCAGCUAAACUCACAGUUUCCUUUUGCUGUUAAAGCGCUUGGAAAGGACCCUUUCUGACCGCAAGAGGUGAGCGUUGGAGUUUGCUGCUGUAUUUCACUGUCUCGAGGCUGGACCUCUCCUCACUCAGUUCCACACGACCCUGACCAAGGCAGCUUGUGCUCUGCAGUCUCAGCUGCCUCUGUGUUCUCCUCGCACAUCCCUUCGCCGGAGCUAGAGGAGCUGCUUUCAGGGGUUUAGUUCACCCCUGAAAUUGCUGCAGCGGGACCAGGGUCCUGUCCCCCAGCAGCAUCGCGCCAUCCUCAGGGCCUGUGUCCACUUCCCUCCUCUAUCUCCUGUUCUAGGAUGAUUUUCUGUGAUGUUUUUCUGGCCUUUCAGCACUUUUUGCAGAAGCCACUGCCUGCCCAGCCUUGGCCUGGCAGACGCCGGUCCGGUUUUCUCUCUGCUCUGAGCACAAGGGUCAGAUCA